Molecule: messenger RNA, 957 nt
Organism: Chaetomium strumarium
Lineage: Eukaryota; Fungi; Ascomycota; Sordariomycetes; Sordariales; Chaetomiaceae
Exons: 1
Coding region: 292-861 (189 amino acids)
Source: RefSeq, a predicted model, not a curated record
AGUCCUCCGCUCAACUUCACUCGAGACAUCGAUCGUGGUCGAUCGACUCAAUCUUUCCUCCCUUGCUCUGUUUCUCGCCAAGCCAGGAGCUUGGCCGGUGUUCUGGAACACCCUGGUCUCUGUCCGGUCCCGAGCGGGAUACGAUCACGCACGCAGCAAGGGUACCCCUGAACGCCCCUCCGCACCCAGGCUGCCCAGCAAGGCACGGCAAGUUGCAACCCAACCUGCAGUGGCCGACAACAAAGGCCCCAAGGAAACUCCACGCGAUGCAGACGCGUGCUGCUUGUGUACAUGCGGCUGCUACAUUUAGCCGGGGGAGCCCACAUGCGAGCGGGUGGGCGAAUCCCAUUUUCGUUUUCCAUUUUUCAACCUUCUUUUGUGUGGUCCCUUUCAUCCAACAGCAACAAGAGGAGAUUCUUCGUUUGGCUCCUAGCAUCGAGCUCCUUGAUAUUAGUUCACAUAUACCGGCACUUCACUUACAAGACCAGCCCUCUUCACUUGCGUCUCCUGAUCCAGCACUAUCCACCGUCGAAUAUCAGACUCGCUCCGGCAUUCCAACCAAUCGUUAGUCAAGCUCACGCUGAGCUUGUUGACACCUGCGGCACGGAGGAGCUGGAAUGCUGGUGUCUGAUUCAGAAUCCAGUCAUCACUCGCAAGACGGCUGGUAAACAGCAACCGGCUUAUAACGUCACUGCUUCCUGGCACUGCUUAGGCCCGAAGCUUGCUCAGAGCGUUUGGACGUUUCCGCCUAGGGACCAGGCCUUCAAACACGCACUGCGGCUGGCCGACGAACAAUCAACGCUUAUUCGGCUUCUGAAAGAGCAGUCGAACGGUGUAAAGGAAAGCUUGUGGAGGGUUUGAAAGAGGGAGGAACUCGUUAGGCAGGAGGUGUUUGGGCGACGAUUCCGGAGGCCUGCGCGCUGGGUUCCCGUUUGCGAUCAGUCUUGAACGCCGGGG